AUGGCCAUAAUCUACAGUGAGCUAAUGAGGAAGUUCGACACUUUAAGUGAACACAUUAAGAGACUGGACGGUCAAGUCACGGAAAAUGCGACCACCAUCAAAAGGGAGACAGGACGUCUCCCUGGGCGGACUGACGCAAAUCCGAAACGUAAAGUUAAUGCUGUGUUACUAAGGAGCAGAAAACGCCUCAUCCCGAGCACAAUAAAGAUCAACAACACAGAAAAAUGUGCUGAAGUUGAGAAAACCGGCGAAAAUAGGUCACGACCAAUAAUCCUUGAUAGCCCCAAUCCCGAAUCAGAAACACCUCAAGAGAAAGAGAGUUCCAAUACUGAGGAAGCAGCCAUCGACCUCGAGGAGGAAGAAGAGGAGUUGGAAGAAGAUGUAGAAAACGAUCGACAAGAAGGAACCAACGUCGAUCGACCCACUACGACGAAGCGAGAAUUAGAUAAGGCGAUCUGCAAGAAAGCAUUCGAUAAAAUCACGUUGGAGAUGCCUUUGAGUGAUGCCAUAAAUGUUUCAUCAUCAAUAAAGAAAUAUGUAAAGGUCAUGGUAUCCAGCAGCUUCCCAGCUGCUGAACACAGCGUCAUGAUGGUUUCAGAGGAAGUAAGUGCAAUAAUCCAAGGUUCCAUCGUAAACCUCAUGCCACACUCUGUCGUGAUAUCCUUGGGAUACGACGAGUUCAAACCUACCAAAAUAACUUUUGUUCUUGCCGAUAGAUCCGUUAGAGUACCUGAGGGAGUACUUGACGACGUGUCAACAAAGAUAAACGACUGUCACGUACCUACGGAUUUCGUUGUGCUGAAAUAUCAGAAUGAACCGAAAGAUCCCCUCAUUUUGGGUAGACCUUCUAGCUACAGCUGGUGCGAUCAUCGAUGUCAAGGAAGACGACCCUUAAUCGAUAAACACACUUCCUACGUGGACUAUAUCUCUGAGUUGGCUGAAGAAUCUUUCAUAGACAUGUGCUCAGACGAUCCCCUGGAAAAAGUACUCACGUCCAGUGAGGAAGAAACAAUUAGUGUUGACAGCAGAGCUGAGGAAUACACACGAUUGAUGGACGCAAGUAUGGAAGUAGCGAAUGUUGAUGACAUAGAGGAUGACACUUUGGAAAUAAACGUCGAUCGAUAUUUGGAAAAAGCUGUCGAUCGACAACCAUCUCCCUUAGAAGAUUGGGAUCCUGAAAAAGCACCAAAGAUUGAGUUAAAGAAACUACCCGCUGGACUCAAAUAUGCCUUUCUCUAUAAAAAUUCCUACCACGUAAUCGUGAACGCCAAUCUGACUAAUGUAGUAAACAAACUGCAAAAAUAUAAGAAAGCCCUCGGAUACUCUCUCGAGGAUGUUCAUGGUAUUUCUCCAGACAUGUGCAUGCACCGGAUUCACCUAGAAGACGAUUCAAAAUCGACAGUGGAGCACCAAAGGCGACUAAACCCAAACUUGAAAGAAGUUUUCAAAAAGGAAAUAAACAAACUUCUAGAUGAUGGGGUCAUUUACCCAAUUUCGGAUAGCAACUGGUUUCAAAACUGUCUCGAUAACCUAUGCAAAGCCCUGGCAAGAUGUGAAGAAAAGAACCUCGUUCUGAAUUGGGAGAAAUGCCACUUUAUGGUUAACGAUGAGAUCGUCCUAGGACAUAAAGUGUCCGCUGCUGGCGUAGAAGUAGAUCGGGCGAAGAUUGAGGUAAUGACCGGCUUGCCUGCAUCUACGAACGUAAAAGACGUGAGAAGUUUUCUCGGACACGCCGGAUUUUACAGGAUGUUCAUACAAGAUUUUAGCAAAAUCGUUAGACCUCUCACUUUCCUCCUCUGA
Molecule: messenger RNA, 1800 nt
Organism: Brassica oleracea var. oleracea
Lineage: Eukaryota; Viridiplantae; Streptophyta; Magnoliopsida; Brassicales; Brassicaceae
Exons: 5
Coding region: 1-1800 (599 amino acids)
Source: RefSeq, a predicted model, not a curated record